This is a messenger RNA of Balaenoptera musculus (blue whale), 7083 nucleotides long. It is a transcript of the gene SEC22C, whose product is annotated as SEC22 homolog C, vesicle trafficking protein. Gene Ontology annotation, biological process: endoplasmic reticulum to Golgi vesicle-mediated transport. The record is from RefSeq and is a predicted model, not a curated record. Lineage: Eukaryota; Metazoa; Chordata; Mammalia; Artiodactyla; Balaenopteridae. The transcript is spliced from 8 exons. The coding region runs from base 1325 to 2434 and encodes 369 amino acids.
CCCCUCCCCACACCCCCAUCCAGUGUUGGUUUUCAUCCUUCAAGGAGCCCUGCAGCAGUCCGCACAGAGUUCUUUAUACAUCUCUCUGUCUGAAACACUCUUCUUCCCUUUGCCUAGUUAGCUACUACUCAUCCAGUGUCACGUUCUCAGGGAAGCCUCCUUGAACCCCCAAGUCCAGACCAGAAGCUCCUGUAAAUUCUUUCAAAACCCGUGCUCCUCUCGGAAGAGCACAUAGCUCGGUUUGUAUUUAAACAUGUGCUGUGUGUUGUGGGAUGGGUGCUCUCACUCUGCUCUCCUAGCGUAGUUUUUACUGUCAGGAGUUACUCGCUGUGUCCACAGUGCCCGGCAUAGUGUCUGGUUCGCAACAGGUGCUCAAAAAUUGUUGAAUGAAUAAACGGAUGAACACUCCUUCCCAAUCUCCCUUCAGCCGGUCAUCCGUCUGUGAGUACGUCCGCUCCCAGACUGGGGUGUGUUCCUGGCGGUCGGACUUUGGCAUCUCAUCCAGGCUGGCAGGUGGCUGUGCUCUUUGGUUUGCCUAUCUCGGGCCUCCCGCCAAGCAGACAACUGAACCCACGCCCCGGGCGUGUCGCGGCGUCACGCGGAACCUCCCUGCCUCCACACGUCAGUCCGUUCGCUACCCUGGCAGGAACUGAGCUUAAACUGCAAAACUUCUCUCACCUCCGGACGUGGGAAUUACAGGCUUGGAACUCAAAUCCACGCGGGUGAGAGCCGAGAGAUGUGAGGAAAAUUGGGAGGCGUCCCCCGGCCACGCCCCAUCUACAUUUCGGUCGCAGUCCUUUAAGAACCGCUUCAUUCAAGACUCCGCCGGGACCAGGCAGUGUGGGCGCACCAGGAUUGGUCGGUUCGGGUUUGGGUGUUGCUCAGCAGCAGCGAAUGAGGGCGUGGGGUGGUGUUUCAAGACUCGCGCAUGCGCAUCGCCGCCUACCUGCGCCUGGGCCGCCGGUGACCCGGGCCAGGUUCGCCGGGUGGGCUAAGGUUGCGGAGAAGGCGGAAGGUGGCGCGGCGGCGCGGCGGGAGGGCGCCGACUCCCGGAGGCCGCUGUCGGGGCGAGGUGAGGGCUGGCGGGCGGAGGCGGGCGCUGCAGUCCGUUAGUCAAGAGCUGGCGGGGUCGGGUGUGGCGCAGGGCGGGCCUGGAGGUGGAGGGCCGUCCCUCCCCCCCGGGCCCGCCCAGCCAUCAGGCCCGGCUUAGCUCUCCAGGGCUUCGUCUGGCGUCCCGAAGUCUUCUGCCCACCCUUUUCUGCCGCCGGCUGCUCUCCUGACUCCAGGACGAUCCGAGGUGUCCUCAUGACUUCUCUUGUGGACCAUGUCCAUGAUCCUUUUUGCCUGUGUGGUUAGGGUGAGGGAUGGACUGCCCCUCUCGGCCUCCACUGACUUUUACCACACCCAAGAUUUUCUGGAAUGCAGGAGACGGCUCAAGACUUUAGCCUUGCGACUGGCCCAGUAUCCAGGUCGAGGUUCUGCAGAAGGACUUGCCUUCAGUAUCCAUUUCUCUUCUUCGAGGGAUGUGGCCUGCAUGGCUAUCUGCUCCUGCCAGUGUCCAGCGGCCAUGGCCUUCUGCUUCCUGGAGACCCUGUGGUGGGAAUUCACAGCUUCCUAUGACACCACCUGCAUUGGCCUAGCCUCCAGGCCAUACGCCUUCCUCGAAUUUGGGAACACCACUGGAGGUGCUGUAACGUGUCACUGGAGAACAGCCUUGUACGAUGAGAUUUCACAGCAGUGGAAGGGGCCUGCAAGCGUGGAGGUUCAACACUCUGGCUUUUCAUCUCUCCAGAGCCUGGGGCAGGGUGGAAGAAUGGCGAAACCUGUAUCUUAUUCUGGAGCAGACGUCAGCAAACUGUGGGCCAAGGACAGCGUCAUUCAGAAAGUGAAGUGGCAUUUUAACUAUGUAAGUUCCACCCAGAUGGAGAGCAGCUUAGAAAAAAUUCAGGAGGAACUCAAGUUCCAGCCUCCAGCGCUUCUCACUCUGGAGGACGCAGAUGUGGCUAACGGGGUGAUGAACGGUCACCCACAGAUGCACUUGGAGCCUGCUCCUAAUUUCCGAAUGGAACCUGUGACAGCCCUGGGCAUGCUCUCUCUUAUUCUCAACAUCAUGUGCGCUGCUCUGAACCUCAUUCGUGGAAUUCACCUCGCAGAACAUUCUUUACAGGUUGCACAAGAAGAAAUUGGAAGUAUUCUGGCUUUUCUUAUUCCUUUUGUAGCCUGCAUUUUCCAGUGUUAUUUGUACCUGUUCUACAGUCCAGCCAGGACGAUGAAGGUGGUGCUGAUGCUGCUUUUUAUUUGCCUGGGCAACAUGUACCUGCAUGGGCUGAGGAACCUCUGGCAAAUCCUCUUCCACAUAGGAGUGGCUUUCCUGUCUUCCUAUCAGAUCCUGACGAGGCAGCCUCAGGAGAAGCAGUCUGACUGUGGAGUGUGAGGAUGACGUCAUGGGCUGAACGGAUCCUGUGAUUUUCUUAUGAGGGUCAUGGGUGUUCCCCUUUUUGCUUCUUGACUUCACCUUAAGUCUCCAUCCUUGAAGUUCCUUUCAACCAAAGCGGAUUGAUCCCGAGAGCUGAGACUUUUCAUAGGUGCAGUUGAAAGCAUGAGAUUGCUUGACAUCCAGUCCGAGUUUUGUGCUGAGGGUUACUGCAGAAUCUCCAGUUCAGCACGUUUAUCUCAGACAGCAGAAUCUGGGGGCUUAUUCAGAAAGAGCAUUAUUGGAAGACCAAAAUGGAAUUAUUUUGGUCUUUUAAAUUGAGUGAUGCAAUAAACCACUAGAUUCAAUAAUAGUAGUUUAAAGUAAUUGGCAGUUGUCUCUGAGGAACCACUUAAAAAUCUGUAUCAGCUUUUCAGUGUAAAUGUGACUUGGUUAGUUUUUUUUUUGAGGGCCAGAAGAGGGUGAAUUUAAAACUUUAAAAAGUGGUUUAUAACUAUAAGAUGGAUAAAUUUUGUUUACAUUUUUUGAUAACUUAGGUCUGAUAUGAUACCUUUAGAAUAUUUAAAUAUAUUUUAGGUAUAAGUUGAACAUGUCUUCACUUAGGGUAAGGACAAACUUAAGCUGAGAAAAUGGUUAAGAAAGCUGAAUUUAUUAAAUUUAUAUAUAACCUUUUAUGGUAGUGGGAUUGUAGGGAUAUAGAAAUGUUUUGUAUUUAUUUGCAGGGUAUAUCUGAAUAUUUUUAAAAUUGAGUAACCAGCGCUACCGGAUCAUUAACUUAUAAGCAUGAGCAGAAAUGAGUAUAUCAGGAUUCCUUGCAGUUGGCCACAAACUAGAGUAGGCAAGUCACACAUUUUCAUACGGUGGCACUUUACAGUCACAGGUGGGAGAGGCUGCUGUCAUCAGCCUUUUAGGUGGCGGCCGAAUACCUGUCACUUUAAUCAUGUCAUUUGAUACUUGACCCUGUGUACUUGUUCUCAGAAGAUCUCCCAAAUUAAUUACUCCUCCGCAGCUUUCCCAAUCAUCUUCAUUAGAUUAAGGGCCUCAUUUUUUUAUGAACAAGAGUUAAGUGUGUGUUAACUCUUUUAGAGCUUUAUAGCUUAUAAAGUUUUAUAAUUAACCCUGUGCUCUGAAAAGUUACUUUUCUUUCUCUCAUUGUCAAAAUACUGACUGAUUGUAAUUUUCCAAAAUUUAGAUCUGAAUAUGAUCCCUCAGGUCUCUAGAAAUUUCAGACUGGGUUGCCCAGUACCAUUCAGGAGGCCAUUUUGGAAGUUUGCCCUUUGGAUUGUUCUUCAUAGAAGUCCGGAAUCUGAAUAGCUCCACCACAAUUGCAUAGAAUACUUUGGGUUGAAUUAUGUGAUCUUGAUAAAUUAAAAAAUCCUAUUUUGGUAGUUUUUAAUAGUCAAAAACUGUUGCAAGGGUUAUUGAGCAGAUGGGGAAAGCAAGGAUGUCAUUUUAGGGAAUUCAGUUGUACUUGGUCAUUACUGGUGGUGAAUUGUUAUUGAGCUACCUUGGUGUCACUUAAAAGUCCAUGUGACUAUGAACUGUGUUGGGAAAAUGUUGCCAUGGUAAUUUUAUUUUCUUAUAAUAGAAUUUCCUAUUUUUAAUCAAACAAAGUAUCUGGAUAUGAAAGUUAUGCUGGCAACAUCCUCAGAUGUAAACUUCAGAGUUGUCUCUCCACUGAUUUUGCAUCUGCAUAAUUUUCCGCAUAGCCAGCAGGUGAAUUUUCAGGCUUUCCGGGACAUAAUUUUGAAGAGAUGGUGAAACAGAAUGGGAAGCUAAGGAGGGGAGACAAAUCUUUUUAUAUUAGAAGCACACACACAAAGCUUUAAAAGUUGAUUAGAACUUUAAAAGCUUUAAAAGUUUGAUUAGCUUACCCAAUGUAUUGUUUUCUUUUUGAGCCUGUGUGCUCUUGGUGUUGCCAUGUAGCCCUGUACCCCAGAUGGUCUGGGGUCUGAGCCUGUGAUCCACAUUCAGCAAGUAGUGAAGAACAGUCCUUGCAGAGGAGACCUUCCUGGUGAAUGCCUCCUGCCCUGUUGGAGAGGUUAUUCACACCUGGUUGAAUGUGGUCUGAAUCCGUUAACAUCUAUAUGGGGUUUGAGAUUUACUUUUGCAAACAGAAGGGAAAAGAUGCAGUCGACAAACGCUGUAAAAUAAUGACCACAUAAACAUCAUUUAACUGAAAUCCAGCUAAGAGCAGUCUCAGUUCACUGGUGGUAGAAGCUAAUGAUAGGAAAGGCGUUCUGGAGAUUUUAUCCAAGGGAAAUCCCAGGCUCAGGGGUUGACUUGGUUCAGGCCUGGAGUUUUGUAGCCCUGUGUCAUCCUUGAUGCUAGAAAGUUGACCCCCACGUUACUCUCAGUCCGCCACACACCUCUGUUUUAGCUGUUCUAGCACCUUGAUUUUCUCAGACGUUAACCCAUCUCACAGGGCUGGAUCCUGGGAUAGAUGAAAUAAUGUUGGAAAAACCUUAAAAGUGCCUUCGGGUGUCAGAUGUAGCAAGACCUUGAGCAGCAGUGUGUGAGGUGUCCCAUCUGCUGUAUCUGGGCGGGGAUGUGGCUCAAGGCUCUCUGGCAGGGGCCAAGUCUGAGAGUUCCCAGUCCGCAAGUGUGCUAGUGUGGGAACCACAUAGGCUCUGCUUUUCUUUCCCCAGGCUAGCCUGACUGUGACGAGGACCAUGCCUGGGUUUCCUGUCCUGGGCGGGGGCAGUCAGGCGUAUAUUUGGGUGGGAUUUCCUCUCGGUACUAGAGGCCUCACUGCCCUCAGCGGGAGGAAGGUGACCAUAGGCUCCUGGUUUUGCUUCUCCAGCUGGCACUCCUUUUAUCUGUGAAUCAAGGCCCAAUGUUUUAAAGCUCUUCAAGGGGUGGGAAAAAGGGUAUUAGAAGGAGAGCUGAAAUUAGAACUUUUAGCAUCAUUGCUACCAACCCCCCCUUGAGCUCCCUGUUCUUUUCCUAGGUGCCCCCGUUCAGGUCUCCCCUGCCUCUUUCCACUUCUGCCCCCCACAUUCCAGUCCUGGGGACCGAGACUGAAACUGGAAUCUCUGGAGGGACGGGGAAGCCACCUUUCAUCUUAACGGAUAGGGCGGGUCCAGGAGAUUCAGAGAGGGCGUGCAUGGCCCCAAAGCCCAGCCCUCUUCCCUGUGCACCCCCAGGCACACAGCAAGGCUGGCUGUUUGCGGCCCAGGAAGCAGGGCUAGAUGAGAAGCGGAGCUGGGGGCUGGCUGGCUGCUGGAAGACAGCAGCUGCCCUUGGCACAUGGGGGCUGCACGCCACACCUUCAUCCAGGACUGCCGUCUGUUGUUCCUUGAAGGAGUUGGCUGCUCGUUACAUGAAGGACAGGUGGCCCUCAGAAAACAGUGCAGUGCAGGUGAGGACCAGUGGGGAGGGAGGGUUUACGGUGACCAGAUGAGUGCACAGACCCCUGCCCCGAUGUCGCUCACAUUCCAAGUGAUUCUACACAGAAUCCUGCCCAGGUACGGGGAAACCCUAUCUGUGCACUGUGAGUGUUAAUAAUGGUGGAAGAAGAGAGAGUAGAUGUGCCCUGGAGAGAUGGGGUGGGAAGGAGCUCCCUGUCAGCUGGCCCGAGGCCUGGAGGUCGGCGUGGCUCUCCCACUUGGUCCGGCCCCACAGUGGGUGAGUCGCAGCCCGUUGGCCGGGUAUCCUCUGGAAAACGGUGGUAACGUCAGCCGGCUCCCCUGGCGAGCUGUCAGGAGGGUAGAAGCAGUAGUGGAGGGGAUGCUGGGUGAAUCCAUUGUUCAUGUGCAGGAGGAGAAAGGCUUUGAGUUGGUUCACCCAACAGGCGGAGGUCCUGCAGGCUUCAGGCAGUGCAGCUCGGCACAGCUGUGUCUCCUGGCCUUUACAAAAAAAGGCCUCAUGCUUUCAUUCCAGACAGGUAGCAGCCUCUCUUCCUCCCCCUGGACCUGCCUCCUGCCUUCCAGGCACGGAGCCUUUGGUUCCAGUGGCAUUGGGUCCUCCAGGAUCCAGGGAGGCUGGUUGGACCAAACCUCAUGGCCUGUUUCUGACCCAGAUGAGGAGAGCUGAUUCUCCCUUCUGGGAGCAGUGAUGUCAAACUUCUGUUGCUGGGGAAACGUCAUUGGCAGAGAACCUGUGGAAAAAGACUUGUCAGUAAAAUCUGGGAAUGGCCGGAUAUGGAAACAUCUGCCCAUGUGUACCGAUGGCAGAGCUGUUGCCCACAAGCGCCUUUCAUUUAGGGUAAAAUUAUCAAAUCCAGUCUAUUCCUCUACCCUGUGCUUGGUACAUAUGACCUUCUUUAACCCUUAUACUUACAUGAUUCUGGGUUGUUUCAGAAGUGUUAUUUAAUGAAUGAUUCAUAUAAUGUGGCCCCAGGAUUCCAUUUUGUUUAGUGGACUUUUUUACUAAGAGCAUUAAAGAUUGAGGCUGAUUUAGCCAGAGAAAACAAUUUCCUUCAUGUAUUCAUUUUGAAUGCUUGCUGCCCAUGUUAUACAAGCUUCUUACUGUUUUCAUGUAAUAACAAAGAUCUAUUUUGAGUAAACGAUGAGUGCAUUUUAACAAACUUUCACACAGUAGUAAAGCCUAAACUUGUGUUAAUGUUGGUAACGAAUGUCGUAUAGCCGUUUAUAUACUAUGUAUAUAUAAAUUAAACGAGGUGGCCUCAGAAGUGGGAGGAGAGUAAA